Brenthis ino (lesser marbled fritillary) is the source of this 405-nucleotide messenger RNA. NCBI's taxonomy places the organism in Eukaryota, Metazoa, Arthropoda, Insecta, Lepidoptera, Nymphalidae. The record is from the annotation of a GenBank genome assembly.
AUGGACGCUUCUAGAGUUUCAUCGGCGAAGUGGAGAGCAAAUAAUUGGUCGUUGGACGAGCGGCGCGGAUUUAUCGACUUUGCUUCUAUACGACUUAUAGCUAUUUUUGCCCACAACUCCGCUUACGCAAGUCAUAGAUUUCAAGUGAAGAUAGUUCUAGUUAUUCUAUUCAUUGCCACAACGACGAUAAAAUGUACAAUUGCUAGCCGCCAACUACGUCGCUACGAUGCUGCUACGCUGCUACGCUGCUACGAUGCUACGACGCUACGCUGCUACGGCAGAGCUAUAAGUAGUAAUGACUGUUAUCGACGAGAACGAGGGGCCACGCGCCAGCGCUGGUUGCUAACGAGCGCCGCCGGCCAACUCCGCCGGAUACGAUGUGCUAAACUGUCAUUUGCUCACGAC